AUGGCUACUAUUUCGUCAGAAUAUUCAUCAGAAGUCCAUUAUACUCCAAUUCAACAUCAAUUUAACCCUUACUCCGAUAAUGGUGGUACAAUUUUAGGUAUAGCUGGUGAAGAUUUCGCCGUAUUGGCAGGUGAUACUAGAAACAUUACCGAUUAUUCUAUUAAUUCGCGUUUUGAACCCAAAGUAUUUGACUGUGGGGACAAUAUUGUUAUUUCUGCUAAUGGGUUUGCUGCUGAUGGGGAAGCUCUUGUACAAAGGUUCAAAAACUCCAUCAAAUGGUACCAUUUUGAUCAUAAUGAUAAAAAAUUAACGAUGAAAUCUGCAGCUAGAAAUAUUCAACACUUAUUAUACGGUAAAAGAUUCUUCCCUUAUUAUGUUCAUACCAUCAUUGCUGGCUUAGAUGAAGAGGGGAAAGGUGCUGUAUACUCAUUUGACCCUGUUGGGUCUUACGAAAGGGAACAAUGCAGAGCUGGGGGUGCCGCUGCUUCUUUAAUUAUGCCAUUUUUAGAUAACCAAGUCAAUUUUAAAAAUCAAUAUGUUCCAGAAUCUAAUGGUAAAGUUAAAAGACCUUUAAAAUAUCUAACUAUUGAUGAAUGUAUUAAGUUAGUUAGAGAUGCAUUUACUUCCGCAACUGAAAGACAUAUUCAAGUUGGUGAUGGCUUAGAAAUACUGAUUGUCACUAAAGAUGGUGUAAGGAAAGAAUACUUUGAUUUAAAGAGAGAUUAA
Molecule: messenger RNA, 726 nt
Organism: Henningerozyma blattae CBS 6284
Lineage: Eukaryota; Fungi; Ascomycota; Saccharomycetes; Saccharomycetales; Saccharomycetaceae
Gene: PRE7
Product: proteasome core particle subunit beta 6
Exons: 1
Coding region: 1-726 (241 amino acids)
Cellular component (GO): proteasome core complex
Source: RefSeq, a predicted model, not a curated record